Trypanosoma theileri is the source of this 258-nucleotide messenger RNA. RefSeq lists its product as uncharacterized. The transcript has a single exon. The annotation marks the transcript as partial. Lineage: Eukaryota; Euglenozoa; Kinetoplastea; Trypanosomatida; Trypanosomatidae. The record is from RefSeq and is a predicted model, not a curated record.
GUGAAGAAACCACCACAUGAUGAUGAACAAACUGCUCUGCAACCAGAUCAUAAUCGUGUGAGCGUCGGUAAUGGCAGUGAACCAGCAGGAAGUGAAGGCCCAGGGAGUACGUCAUCCACAGCAGGUACUGUAGACUCAGAGAGAUCACAACAAAACACCCAAGAAGGACAGGCAAAAGCACCACCUGAAGGCACAACCUCAUCUGGAGACGGUGGUUCCAACAACACCAACCUACAAACUCCGUCGGAAGGUGCAGAU